AUGUCUUUGAUGAACAAAGCGGUUAGUCGUUUCAGGACUGCUGGGUGGCUGGAGAAAGCCGGGUACUCUCCGUGGUUGUACCUGUACAGGAACCUAGAGCGUGGCCAAGUGAUGUACUCGCAGUUGCCAGAGUAUGGGGAGCGCAACAUCAAGACGCAGUUCAAGCGACACCAGUGGGAGAACAAGACGCCGAGCCUGCGCCGAGACAUAUGGCGUGUGAUGUGUGUUGUGCAGAUGCCGAACCACCAGGACAGCGUGCAAGUGUACCAGAACCUGUGCAGGUUGAGGUAUAUGCGUGAUGUGCUGUAUCGGGAGGAGGCGCAGAAGCACAGGAAGCUUAACGACAAGGGCCAAGUGUGGUACAGCGGCCAGUACAGACCGACUUACACGCAGGAGGCAGUUGCAGACCUGAAGGAGUCCAUUGACAAGAGCGGCAGUGCGGGACCUGUUACGCUAGUGUGGGAGGAUAUGUGGCGGAUGGGUGAGCGGUCUGUGUGGGAAGAGUUAGACCUAGAGAUCAAACACAGGGCGCUGCCUAAGCUGGGCAAUGUUAUCCGUGACGAGCACGCCAUGCUGAAACAGUUGCAACUGGAGUCUCUGGAGUGA
Nakaseomyces glabratus is the source of this 606-nucleotide messenger RNA. It is a transcript of the gene MHR1, whose product is annotated as mitochondrial 54S ribosomal protein mL67. Gene Ontology annotation, molecular function: DNA strand exchange activity; single-stranded DNA binding; structural constituent of ribosome. Gene Ontology annotation, cellular component: mitochondrion. Gene Ontology annotation, biological process: DNA recombination. The record is from RefSeq and is a predicted model, not a curated record. Lineage: Eukaryota; Fungi; Ascomycota; Saccharomycetes; Saccharomycetales; Saccharomycetaceae.